Molecule: messenger RNA, 1775 nt
Organism: Enhydra lutris kenyoni (northern sea otter)
Lineage: Eukaryota; Metazoa; Chordata; Mammalia; Carnivora; Mustelidae
Product: CDGSH iron sulfur domain 1
Exons: 4
Coding region: 388-723 (111 amino acids)
Biological process (GO): regulation of autophagy
Cellular component (GO): mitochondrial outer membrane; intracellular membrane-bounded organelle
Molecular function (GO): 2 iron, 2 sulfur cluster binding
Source: RefSeq, a predicted model, not a curated record
UAACAUUGAACACCACCUGUAAGCCAGGCCUUAAGAAAAAAACAUUACCAGGCACAGCCUGCCGAUCUGGGAGAGAGACCUUAGGGAGGGAAAGAUUUAAACAUAGUCCCCCUCCCCCUCUCCUGAGAAGAAAAGGACAUUCUGAUUCUGUGGCAGUUGACACUGGGGAGGAGAGGACCAUUUUGGACAGAUAAGGGACUAAAGGAACAGAAACAGGAACUUUAUUUGAUAGUCUGGGAACUUAUUACAAACACAGAGAAGAUCUGACUCAGGAAGUGCUGGGAAGCAGUCCAGUGUGUUUAUCCUGACCCCUGUUCAACUUCUUCCUGCAGUUCACUCCAUGCUGGGAAUAGACAACUCUCCUCUGAGGCUGAGACUAACCAGACUAUGCAGAACUUUCUACUCUCCAACAUUCUGUGGAACUGGGUUGAAUGGAUCGCAGCAGUUACUAUUGCUGCUGGGACAGCUGCAGUUGGUUAUCUAGCUUACAAAAGAUUUUAUGUUAAAGAUCAUCGCAACAAAUCUAUGGUAAACCUUCACAUCCAGAAAGACAACCCCAAGAUAGUACAUGCUUUUGAUAUGGAGGAUUUGGGAGAUAAAGCUGUGUAUUGCCGUUGUUGGAGGUCCAAAAAGUUCCCAUUCUGCGAUGGAUCUCACACAAAACACAAUGAAGAGACUGGAGACAACGUGGGACCUCUGAUCAUUAAGAGAAAGGAAACUUAAAUAGACAGUUUUGACACUGCAAACAAACUUGUCAUGAUGUUUUCUGAUUGUUUAAUUAGAAUGACUACGACUUCUGUCUAAUUCACCUCCCCUGGGUCCUAGAUGUUGUCUGUUGGAAACUGCAGCUUUCAUAUUCAUGGCAUUUGCCUUACUUGUUGAACCAUUGUGGUGUACAUUUGUUUAAACAAAAAAAGGAAAAAGUAAAAACCAAUUUCAUGGCUUGUGGGUUAUUUUGGUCUUGUAAGGAUCCGUUUCUUUAUGUUUAAAGUAAUUAUAUUAGAAUAUAGUUCUGUAUUAAAGUUACUAUUAAAUUAUUGUCAAAAUCCUGUAUAUGCAGGUUGUACUUAGAAGUUUCAAAGAAAAUUACCACCUUUUAAUAUUACUUAGUUAACCUAGAAAGUAAAUUGGGUGUGAUUAAGGUAUAUUAAUCUCUUAAUAUAGGAAAAACCUGUUACGACCAUGAUUCUCUACUUGACAGAGAUGAUGACACUGAGAAAAUAUAACUUCUAUAUUUUCAUAGUUUUUAAUCAAAAUGAACUUGGAAUGUUACUCUGCUUAAUUAUAAGUGGACCGGACCUAAAAUAAAAGGGCACAGUAGCUUCUUUAUUCAUUUUCAUGAGUAUUUAAUUGACCCAUGAAAGGAACCAAUACUGGAAAUUUAGAUCAAAGUGAUAUUAGAUUUAAAGUAGUCAUGAAGAAGGUCUUAAAAUGUUAAUGUUCCAGGGUUCUAUUCCAAGAAGUGGCACUUGUAGCAGGAACAUUGAAAGAUUUGGAACACAUGAUGUCAAGCCUCUUGAACAGAGAGCCACACAUCCAUGACAGAAAUAGUAGUCACAAAGCUAGAUCAAAGGCACAGGUAGAUUUUAUUUCCCACUCUCCAAAAUCAGGCACAUGCAUAUUUCUAGUAAAGAAACUUGGGGGAGUAAAACAACUACAUUCUCUUAAAUUACAUGAUCUUAAAAGCAGAAAUUUGAAGACAAGUUUUUGUUUAAUAUUUCUCAAAGACUCAGAAAUAUUGCAUUCAUUCCUGAUUCAGAAAAAAAAAAAAAAAA